AUCACACAACACAAACGAGAGCUCAUGUUCUACAUAUGAACCUUUUCAUGCUUGCUGCCCUGCCCUGCCAAGUUCCAAGUUCUUGACUUCAUGAGGCCUAACCCUAAAACUUGUGUGCUUUGCUUCCCAAAGAAAAGGGUGUUGAUUUACACAUGCCAUGAGAUCUACUUGGCUUUUGCCACGUGCAUAGAGUUGGACUUUGACCCACUUUUUCUUUGUAUCCAUAGUUAUGACUUGUGGUGCUUGUUAUUCCCACAAAGUAAAAAGACACUCACUUUCAAAGAGCAUUAAUUAAUAUUGUUGUAACCUUCUUUUGUCCCCUCAUCACAACCUUUCUUUUUUAACCUUUUCCUUGAAGCUCAAGCAUCCUCAUUUCCCAAAGUGAAAUGAAGAACAGUGUCCUCUCAUGUCAUGUGUGUAUGUUGGGGAACUUCCCACCAUGUUUGUCAAUUUUGAGCUUCGUUACAUGUGCUUUUCUUAUAUACUAGCUAACUUGUUGCAAAAUUUGGAGGGUAAUAACAAAGCAUGUCCUUUGUGGUAAACAUCAAUAGUAAUUUCUCAAUUGAAUAGUAAGGAAUAGUUUAUAGUAUAAACUAUUGUGACUUUAACUAUAUCAUUUCUUAAUUUGGACAACAAAAUUGUUCGAAGUGUUUAAGAUAAUAAUACAACAUGUUACAUAGUUGAAUAUACAUACAUUAUUUUUCGUCAAAAUUUUGAUUAUUGGUUUAUUUCAGUAGUAAUCCACCUAAGGUAGGUUAUAUCGUAACUAAUGUGUUAGAAGGAAGUUCAUUUCUCACUUAACUUCAACUCCAAAUAUCCAAAUAAAAUGCAACCGCCACUUCAAUAAAAUUGCAUUUUAUGAUAAUAUGAUAUAGCUUACUGAUUUACCUCUUAAUUUCCCCUAUAAUGAAAGAAAGGAUUCAUUGAGGAAAUUGCUUUGAUCCCGAAGAUGAGUUUGUGUACACUUGUCUGACUCUUUUAUUCUUAUUUUCUUUAGUGUCUAACUAUUUUGUUUGUGAGUACGAUGUAUUCAUAUUUAAUUCUUCGAUAUAAGCUAUUGUGCCAUUUUUCAGUCUAUAGAAUCGACAACAAAGUAUAUGCUGGAUUUUUAGUGCCAAACAUACAAACAAUCUCAAUCUAUACCACGUUGGCCGUCAAACUUCUUUUCCAUAGAACACAAUUUCAAAUAAUUUCAAUCGCUCUAUCUCGUGAUUUAUGAUUGUUAGGUAUUUGAUUUCUCUAAAUUUAGUGUUGAGUUAACAUAUCAGAACUUGAUACUUGGUUCAACCAUCACUACUAGAUCAUUAAUUACAAGACUAAACAAGUAAUUAAGCUAACAAAAUCUUACCCACCCAAAUUGCUACAGGGCCAAAGGCCCAAAAGAAAAAAAGAGGGAAAAAAUAAAUAUAAAUAUUAAAAAACAGCAGGUUUACUCACUAGAAAGUCUAAACCUCAAAUUUCCCUCUUUUCUCAUCAGCUUCAAACCCACCCCUCUCCCCCUCCUUCGACCUUCUCCUACCCGCUCUCUCCGCACACACAGAUCAAUCUCCAAAUCCCAAUCUCGAGAAACCUUCCGGCGAACCAGCCGGAAGAAACCUCAACCGGCGUAGAAAAACUCACUCACCCACUUGAAACUUUCCCGCGUUUCACGAAUUUUCCGUCCCUCUGGGGUCUUGGGGAUUGAUUCUUCCAAUUCGGUGAAUUGGGUUCCGUCUAAAAGAAUGGCGACUGGUGGACCCGGAGCCCACCAGGAAGAAGGUGACAAGACCCUCUCCGCUGCUACCCCUGCUGCUGGCGGUGGUGGUGGGGCCGUCGCGUCUAGAGGCGGCGGCGGAGGUGGAGGGGCCAGGUCGUGGGGGACAACCACCGCCUCGGGCGGUCAAUCGGUGUCAACGAGUGGCAGCGUGGGGUCUCCGUCGAGCAGGAGCGAGCAGGCUAUCGCCACGCCGGCCAGCGACAACACUUACCUACGGCUGAACCAUCUCGACAUUCACGCCGACGACGCCGCUACCCAGGAUGCUGCGGCUAACAAGAAAAAGAAAAGAGGUCAACGGGUAGUAGGAGCUGAUAAAAGCGGUAGAGGUCUCCGACAAUUUAGCAUGAAAGUGUGUGAAAAAGUAGAAAGCAAAGGCACAACCACUUACAAUGAGGUGGCAGAUGAACUUGUAGCAGAGUUUGCUGAUCCUGGUGGUGUUGCUCCAGCAGGCCCAGACCAGGUCCAACAAUAUGACGAGAAAAACAUACGGCGGAGGGUGUAUGAUGCCUUGAAUGUCCUCAUGGCUUUGGAUAUUAUAUCUAAAGAUAAAAAAGAAAUUCAGUGGAAAGGUCUUCCACGGACCAGUCUGAGUGACAUUGAGGAACUGAAGGCCGAACGGCUCUCAUUGAGAAAUAGGAUUGAAAAGAAAGCACACUAUUUGCAAGAACUGGAGGAACAAUAUGUAGGGCUUCAGAAUUUGAUACAACGAAACGAGCACCUAUACAGCUCUGGAAAUGCUCCAAGUGGGGGUGUGUCACUGCCUUUUAUUCUGGUGCAGACUCGACCCCACGCAACUGUGGAGGUAGAAAUAUCAGAGGAUAUGCAGCUCGUCCAUUUCGACUUCAAUAGCACUCCAUUCGAGCUCCACGACGAUAACUAUGUACUGAGAGCAAUGAAACUCAGCGAUAACGACUCGACACCAAGCAUGGUGAUCGACGCAGAUGACCAAGGAUCUCGAAUGUUCCAGCAACAGCAACAACAUUUGCUUCCUGCUACUGUCACAACUACCCCAGUGAGGGCUGCUCCCACUUCGCCGCCCAUUCCCGGGAUCAUUAAAUCACGUGCGAAGCACGAGCAUUGACCUAUCUCGCGGUUCGAUCGAUCCUCUUUUUGUGUAUAUCCAUGUAAAGUAGUCAAUGGCUAAGAGAAAAGUGCCUUUGUUGUUGACGAUGGUGAUCAUUGUAAUAGAUGAUUAGAGGUUAGGUUAAGUCGCAAGCGGGUUAGCUAUCUGGUGCUGUUUAGGCGGCAAAAUCCAGAGGAUUUGUCCAGGCAUAGAGAUUAGAGAGAGCUAUCUUACAUGAUCUAGAAGUUUUAUUGGGAUAUAUAAUGAAUUGGAUGCACCAUAAUUCCAAAUAUUCAUCCAUUGUUAUCCUACAUUCUAACCGCUGCAUUGUGGGUUAGGGUUUAGUUUUUCGUCUCAGAGCACUAUGGGGUUCAAAUGAACGUUGGUCAGAUUGGCGGUUGACCCAUAGGAUCGGUUACAACUUACAAGUAGGGAUCAAUGGGAAGGAAGUACAAUAUCAAGAAAUUCAGUUCAAUCGGUAGGAGACAUGAAACUAAAGCAUGAUCCAAUGAAGAGAAACCUUAGCAGUGGAGCGCAUCAAACUCCUGAAAAUGCACGAAAUUCGGGUCGAUUCUGGUGAUACAAGAAGGCUUCCCCUCAAGGUGAUUCACUUAGUACAACGUGUUGGUCUGCAAGUCAAAUUUUUGGACCACAAUACUGUAAAUCACCUUUUCCCGAGCCGAGGUAAUACAGUCAGAUGACGGGAAGCAGAUCUUCGCUAGAUUCGCUGAGGUGGAUACCUGCACAGUCGUCGAGGCUGAUUGGGUGUAGAUUCCAUCUCUGAAAUCGUUUCCAACACCGUAGUUGGUUUAAAGUCUGUGGACCCCACAGACUUUAAGGGUCCAGAUCGCUCCACGAACUUGAAAGUUCCACCUCUUUAUGAGGGAAUUGAUCAUGGACUUUGAAGUCCAUAAUUUAUCCCAAACUACCAUUCCUACUAUAUUUCUCUUCUCAUACAAAUGAGGGCAAUAUAGGUCAAUUUUACUU
Molecule: messenger RNA, 3806 nt
Organism: Linum trigynum
Lineage: Eukaryota; Viridiplantae; Streptophyta; Magnoliopsida; Malpighiales; Linaceae
Source: the annotation of a GenBank genome assembly